GUCGGCACUGACUUCAGCUCCACCAAUUCGUCAGGUAUAAGCCAACUGAUUUUUAAUGACAGAAAACGCUGAUAUUGCAAGCGGCAUAUACGCUGAGAAUGAGGCCUUUGACGCAUGCACAGUAGCAUUCGUUUUGUUUAGAGAUAAUGAUGUCGAUAAAACAGUCGAAAACGAAUCCCCUUCUCCGUCUGCGUUACGAGUGUCAGUCACCAUUGAGUUGGGACUGUUGAAAGCCGUCGGGAAUUUUCGAAACAACUGUUCGUGUUGAUUGCAUUGUUUACAAGAUCAUCUGGUUCCUGUAAGAAGAAAUGAAAGCUCUAAAAACUGUGGCGUUUGUUUUCUUCGUCGUUUUCCAAGUUCUGCCUCGUCCCUCUGCAACUUUCGGGGUAUUGAACCAUGACAAGAACUUGAAAUUGUAUUCGCGAGGCGAGGGCGAUAUUGAAAUUGGACCUGAUCCGACUUUCCAAUGCCCACCAAACACUCCCGUUGCUCCUCAUCCUGAAAGAUGCGAACUGUACUACACCUGCUAUGCUGGAUAUCCUGUCACGCUUUGGCAAUGCUAUUCAGACUACUUGUUUGACCUGCGCUUUUCCGGCUGUAAUUUCCCAUACGAUACCGAUUGUGGCAACAGACUGCAGCCCAAUUCUACGAGCGUGGCAACUACCAGGAGCCCAGUAUUCUCCUGUCCGGAGAAUGGAUACUAUCCAGUAUCAGCGUGCAGUGAUCAAUAUUACUUGUGUGUUAACGGAGAUGUUUAUCCCCAGGUUUGCCCAGACGGCAGCGUUUUCGAUCCUGACCUCUUGUACUGUGUUUUCCCCGAUCAAGUACCAGCGUGCGGAGUGACAACCUCUGAAAGCAUUAGCACAACUACAAUUGAGUCGCAUUCGUCUACUACCCCGACACCCAUCAGAUGCGAAGCUGACGGAUUCUACGCUUUUGAACCAUGUCUCACGGUGUAUUACGCCUGCGUUGAUGGAGUUGCUUAUUUCCAAGAAUGUCCAAACGGCUGGAUUUUCGUCGAGGCCGGAGUCAAAAUGUAAACGACCAGAGGAGACGGAUUGCAUCGAUUCGACAACGACGACUCCUGCAACAACUACCACCGUUAACAACUGCGAUGUAACUACUGUGGCACCUUCCGAAUUCGUUUGCCCGGACAACGAGACUAAUUUUUAUCCCAUCUACCCCGGCGCAUGUUCGGCAAACUAUUACACGUGUUACCUAGGGGUGGCGUAUCCGCAGGAAUGCCAGCAAGGAUACAUUUUUGAUGGACCAACAGGCGCGUGUGUGCCUCUUCAAGAUGCCGGUUGCACCCCAUGUCCCAAUUUCAUCUAAUGUUUUGGGAGAUGUCACUGGAAAGGUUAAGCGCAAAUCAAGAAUUAAAACGUUCAACCAAAUGUCAACGCAAUUGUUUCUCUUUUAUCAAUAAAAAAAUAAAUAAUAAUUUCCUCGU
Messenger RNA from Daphnia magna, 1450 nucleotides. Its product is annotated as probable endochitinase. The transcript is spliced from 12 exons. The record is from RefSeq and is a predicted model, not a curated record. The coding region runs from base 309 to 1040 and encodes 243 amino acids. Gene Ontology annotation, molecular function: chitin binding. Lineage: Eukaryota; Metazoa; Arthropoda; Branchiopoda; Diplostraca; Daphniidae. Gene Ontology annotation, cellular component: extracellular region.